Molecule: messenger RNA, 792 nt
Organism: Ixodes scapularis (black-legged tick)
Lineage: Eukaryota; Metazoa; Arthropoda; Arachnida; Ixodida; Ixodidae
Product: putative nuclease HARBI1
Exons: 2
Coding region: 1-792 (263 amino acids)
Source: RefSeq, a predicted model, not a curated record
AUGUCGACUGUGACGCGACGCCGACAACGAAGAGAGCGCGUGUUCGCCCAGUACGCUGUUGUGAUGAUGGGACGGCAGCGUGUGUUCCGUGACUGCUUGAACCCUUUGGACGAGUUCGACGAGGACGAACUGCAGGAGCACUUUCGAUUCGGUCGCGCGGGCAUUGUGUUCCUCGCCGACACAGUGCGCCCGGACUUGGAGGGGCCGACGCGUCGCAGCCGCGCCCUCUCUGCAGAGCAGCAGGUCGUUGUCGCCCUACAGUUCUACGCCACGGGGAACUUCCUCAUCGCCGCAGGGGACUACAUCUGUGCGCACGUCUCCACUGGUUCGCGGACUGUGAGGCGGGUGACUCAGGCCUUGGCACGUCGUGCCCGAGACUUCAUAGGGUGGCCAGGUGAAGCUAAGGCCUUCUUUGAAAUCGGUGGGUUUCCUUCGGUCGUGGGUGCUGUUGAUAGCACUCACAUUCGAAUACAGGCACCACAAGUGCAUGAGGAGGUGUACGUUAACCGCCAUCUGUACCAUUCAAUAAAUGUACAGUUAGUGGUUGACGUCUGUUACCGUAUCCGCAAUGUGGUUGCAAAAUGGCCUAGAAGCACCCACGACUCUAGGGUAUUCACCGAGGGCUCGUUGUCAGGCAAGCUGGCCAAUGGAGUUUACGAGGGCCUACUGCUUGGAGACAGCGGCUACACCUGCAAGCCAUGGCUGAUGACGCCCUUCCUGUCUUUGUCAUCAGCAGCGGAGGUCGCCUACAAUGCGUCGCAUAGCACAACGAGGAGCAUCGUGGAACGGUAA